UCCUCCCCCUCAUCGUCCCAAUUGUAUUCCCUGGAAGAGCAGCCGGAAAAGCCUCCGCCUGCUCAGACUGGGAUAAGCGAGAAGCUAGUUCCUUCUCGCAGCCAGCUCUUUGAGCGCCAGGAACCGCCGGCACAGCAGCACCAAAGGUCGCGAGCACAACGCGAGCUCAGAUCCAGCCAGGAGCCAGUGGAGAGGGAGAGACUUCAGCACCACGGACAGCGUCCCGCCCGCGGCCCUCCAGCCCGCGGCGCGCUCCGGCCGCUUUAGGCGAGACUCCAAGCUAUGCCAGAGGCAUGGCCUGGCGCUCGGGCCCCAUGGCGAUGCUCAUCUGCUUCGGCCUCCUCGGGCUGUGCUCAGGAGUCUGGGGUACAGACACAGAGGAGCGACUGGUGGAGCAUCUCCUGGAUCCUUCGCGCUAUAACAAGCUUAUCCGCCCAGCCACCAAUGGUUCUGAGCUGGUGACGGUACAGCUCAUGGUAUCACUAGCCCAGCUCAUCAGUGUGCAUGAGCGGGAGCAGGUCAUGACCACCAAUGUCUGGCUGACCCAGGAGUGGGAGGAUUAUCGCCUCACCUGGAAGCCUGAGGAAUUUGACAACAUGAAGAAAGUUCGGCUCCCUUCCAAACACAUCUGGCUCCCAGAUGUGGUCCUAUACAACAAUGCUGAUGGCAUGUAUGAGGUGUCCUUCUAUUCCAAUGCCGUGGUCUCCUAUGAUGGCAGCAUCUUCUGGCUGCCACCUGCCAUCUACAAGAGCGCAUGCAAGAUCGAAGUGAAGCACUUCCCGUUUGACCAGCAGAACUGCACCAUGAAGUUCCGCUCCUGGACCUACGACCGCACUGAGAUCGACCUGGUGCUCAAGAGUGACGUGGCCAGCCUGGACGACUUCACACCUAGCGGCGAGUGGGACAUUGUGGCACUGCCCGGCCGGCGCAACGAGAACCCGGACGACUCCACUUAUGUCGACAUCACCUACGACUUCAUCAUCCGCCGCAAGCCACUCUUCUACACCAUCAACCUCAUCAUCCCCUGCGUGCUUAUCACGUCCCUAGCCAUCCUUGUCUUCUACCUGCCAUCCGACUGCGGUGAGAAGAUGACUCUGUGCAUCUCUGUGCUGCUGGCACUCACUGUCUUCCUGCUGCUCAUCUCCAAGAUCGUGCCGCCCACCUCCCUGGACGUGCCGCUUGUCGGGGCUGACUCCUGCACGUGCUUUGUCAACCGCGCGUCGGUGCAGGGCUUGGCUGGGGCCUUCGGUGCGGAAUCGGCGUCGGCAGCAGGCCCCGGGCGCCCCGGGGGGCCGUGUGGCUGCGGUCUCCGGGAGGCAGUGGAUGGCGUGCGCUUCAUUGCGGACCACAUGCGCAGCGAGGACGACGACCAGAGCGUGAGUGAGGACUGGAAGUAUGUCGCCAUGGUGAUUGACCGUCUGUUCCUCUGGAUCUUUGUCUUCGUCUGUGUCUUUGGCACCAUCGGCAUGUUCCUGCAGCCUCUCUUCCAGAACUAUACCUCUGCCACCUUCCUCCAUGCAGACCACUCGGCUCCCAGCUCCAAGUGA
Vicugna pacos (alpaca) is the source of this 1547-nucleotide messenger RNA. The record is from RefSeq and is a predicted model, not a curated record. NCBI's taxonomy places the organism in Eukaryota, Metazoa, Chordata, Mammalia, Artiodactyla, Camelidae.